AUGGCUUCUCGUGCUUUCUUGAGAUCAAGAAGACCAUUUGUAGCUUCGAUGGUCGUUAGGGAACUGAUAAUGCACAUUGAACCGUCGUAUAACCCGAUGAAAACGUCUGUUCCAAAUCUGGUUGUUGUUUCGAGAAAUGGGAUAUUGGAUUUCAAGAAUUACCAUGACGGUAGACCUAGAGGACCACUUUGGAGAGGCAAGAAACUGUUAGGCAAAGAAGCUCUUUUCGUCAUUCUGGGCCUGAAAAGAUUCAAAGACAAUGAAGAGAAGCUGGAUAAGUUCAUCAAGUCGCAAGUGUUGAGGCUCUUGAAGAUGGAUAUGAUCGCCGUUCUGAAAGAGCUCGAACGGCAGGAGGAGUUGGCGUUGGCCCUCAAGAUAUUUGGGAUAAUUAAAAAUCAGGACUGGCACAAGCCUGAUGUCUAUCUUUAUAAGGACUUAGUUAUUGCAUUAGCAAAAUGUAAAAAGAUGGAUGAUGCGGUGCAAAUAUGGGAAAGCAUGAGGAAGGAGGAUUUGUUCCCUGAUGCUCAGACGUAUGCUGAACUUAUCAGAGGUUUCUUGAGGUAUGGUUCACCUGCAGAUGCCAUGAACGUUUAUGAGGAUAUGAAGAAGUCUCCUGACCCACCAGAGGAGUUGCCCUUUAGGAUUUUGCUGAAGGGCCUAUUGCCACAUCCCCUACUGAGAAACAGAGUCAAGAAAGACUUUGUGGAUAUGUUUCCCGAUCAGCAGGUCUAUGAACCUCCUGAGGAGAUAUUUGGAAUACCUUGACAGUCCCCCCCAGUUGGCAUUAAGAUAUUGGAUGCAAUUAUAAAUGCAAAUGAGAGGUGGAAUUUUGUGGAGAUCCAAAAAGAGCCUACCUGUGGAGAGGAAAGCAUUUUCUUUACAUUGUUGUUUGCAAAAGAAAAAUGCUUUGUAAGGAGCUUGAGCAUAAACUGAAGCCUUGGGUUGGGAAACUGGUUCGCAAGUGAGUGGGUAGUAGGUCGGAUACACUUAUUAGGAGGAAUAUAGUUUGGGGAAGCUCAACCAGCAAUGGAGUAUUAAUUGUUUAUAUCAUAACAACCACUCUGAAGUGUUUAAUAUAGACACUCAACUUAUCUUUGACCAAUUAAGUUUGUCUUUUAUUUUUAAAUGUGCUUUCUGUCUGGGUUGACAAUGCAAUUGAAAUGUGGGAUUUCUACUCCCUGUUUGGGCAUGUUUUUUUUCUCUCUUUGUGCUCUGCACUGUAGUUUUUGAAACCAGAUAAUUUAGGCGAAUACCUUUGCCCAAUCUUCACCUAAAUGGGGACACUAUGAUUAUUAAUUUUUCUACUAAUUUACCAAGAUGUUUUG
Telopea speciosissima is the source of this 1325-nucleotide messenger RNA. RefSeq names its product protein THYLAKOID ASSEMBLY 8-like, chloroplastic. Gene Ontology annotation, molecular function: protein binding. The record is from RefSeq and is a predicted model, not a curated record. The transcript has 3 exons. NCBI's taxonomy places the organism in Eukaryota, Viridiplantae, Streptophyta, Magnoliopsida, Proteales, Proteaceae. The coding region runs from base 1 to 765 and encodes 254 amino acids.